CCCUCCUCCGCACAUCAUACAAGUCAGACCCUGUCAAACGUCAAAAUGUCUGAAAUCUACCGUGCCAGCACCACCGCGCCCGUAAACAUCGCCGUCAUCAAGUACUGGGGCAAGCGCGACCCCAAGCUCAACCUCCCCACCAACUCCUCCCUCAGCGUCACCCUCUCACAGAACGACCUGCGCACCCACACCACCGCUUCCUGCUCCUCCUCCUACCCCGCGGAGGACUCGCUGCUGCUCAAUGGCAAGCCCCAAGAUGUAUCUGGCGCGCGAACACAAGCCUGCUUCCGCGAGCUCAGGGCUCUGAGGAAGGAGGUUGAGGCUAGGGACUCGAAAGCAUCCAAGCUCGCAGAUCUGCCGCUCAAGAUCGUGUCUGAGAACAACUUCCCUACUGCUGCUGGACUGGCUAGCAGCGCGGCUGGCUUCGCGGCGCUCGUGCGCGCAAUUGCGAACCUCUACGAGCUGCCCGCAGAUCCCACCGAGCUCUCGCGCAUCGCUCGUCAAGGCUCUGGCUCAGCGUGCAGAAGUCUGUUUGGCGGAUAUGUAGGCUGGGAACAGGGUUCCUCAGCCGACGGCUCGGACAGCAAGGCAUUUGAAGUCGCGCCCGCAUCCCACUGGCCGAACAUGCGCGCCGUCAUCCUGGUUGUCAGUGCCGCGAAGAAGGAUGUCUCGAGCACAUCUGGUAUGCAGACCACGGUUGCCACAUCCUCCUUGUUCGCGUCGAGGGCGAGCGAGACUGUGCCUAGGCGCAUGAAGGAGAUGCAAGAUGCGAUCAAGAACAAGGACUUCGAGACUUUCGCCAAGGUCACCAUGAUGGACAGCAACUCGUUCCACGCUACUUGCUUGGACACAUACCCGCCCAUCUUCUACUUGAACGACGUCUCGAGGGCGGCGAUCAAGAUGGUUGAACAGAUCAACACGGCGGCUGGAAAAAUCAUCGCCGCCUACACCUUUGAUGCUGGUCCAAACGCUGUCAUCUACUACCUCGAGGAGAACGAGAAGGCUGUUGCUGGUGUCUUCAAGACUCUUCUGGCUGACAAGGAUGGCUGGAGUGGCGAGCGCGGUGCUGCCGUUGAGGGCAACUAUGAGGUGGCGGAGAAGGCCAACUCCGAGGCCGAGGUCGCCGUUGGUCUGCUAAAGGAGGGUGUCAGCAGGGUUAUCUUGACGGGUGUUGGCGAGGGUCCAGUAAGGACCGAAGAGGCUCUGAUUGAUGAGAAGGGCGAGCCAGUCUCAGUACUGUAUUAAGCGACGUAAAAGCAAAGCAUUAGAUACCCU
Macroventuria anomochaeta is the source of this 1275-nucleotide messenger RNA. RefSeq names its product diphosphomevalonate decarboxylase. Gene Ontology annotation, biological process: isoprenoid biosynthetic process; isopentenyl diphosphate biosynthetic process, mevalonate pathway. The record is from RefSeq and is a predicted model, not a curated record. The transcript has a single exon. Gene Ontology annotation, molecular function: diphosphomevalonate decarboxylase activity; ATP binding. The coding region runs from base 46 to 1245 and encodes 399 amino acids. NCBI's taxonomy places the organism in Eukaryota, Fungi, Ascomycota, Dothideomycetes, Pleosporales, Didymellaceae. Gene Ontology annotation, cellular component: cytosol.